CGAGGGCUCGAGCAAGAAAAUGAAAUUGAUAAAAUCAUGAAAGUGAGUUUUACUUAGACGAAUUAUUAAGUAUUAUCAAUAUUUUUAAUAAUCAGUUAGACAUCGCAUUGAUAUCAAAGAAACAAUACAACUAUAACGCAUUUGGUUUUGACCUUGCUCCACUUAAAUGGCCAUGAACUUGGAAGCAAACGCUCAAAAUCUUGAAGCUCUUGCCGGACGACUUCGAGCAACACUUAUAGCCGACGCACAAGUGAGAAAAGACGCUGAACAAUUUCUCCAGACAAUCAAGGCAAGCAAUUACUCGUUGCUUCUCCUUCACAUUGUUGACAAUGCAGCGUUUGAUGACAUGAUUCGACUUGCUGCAGCGAUUACAUUCAAGAAUUUUGUCAAGAGGCAAUGGCGUGAGGUUGAUGGUGAACCAAAUAAAAUUGCUCAUGAUGACCGACAGAAAAUAAAAGUGUUGAUUAUUGAUCUGAUGUUAAAGAGCCCGCCUCAAAUUCAAACUCAGUUAAGUGAUGCCAGUAUCAUUGGACGUGAAGAUUUCCCAAGAAAAUGGCCAAAUUUACUGCCGGAAAUGGUAAAAAAAUUUGCUUUAGGAGACUUUCAUAUCAUUAAUGGUGUUUUAAAAACUGCGCACUCCUUGUUUAAAAGAUAUCGCUAUGAAUUUAAAUCUCAAGAACUUUGGGAAGAGAUCAAGAUUGUCUUGAAUGGCUUCUGUGAACCGCUGACCGAAUUGCUGCAGACGACAAUGGACUUGGCAAAUACACACAGUAAUGAUCCGGAAUCUUUGAAAGUACUUUUUAGUUCUCUCACGUUGAUAUCUAAAAUAUUUUACAGUUUAAAUUCGCAGGAUCUUCCUGAGUAUUUUGAAGACAAUAUGGAGACAUGGAUGAAGCACUUUCUUAUCAUUCUCACUACUGAUAAUAAACUGUUACGAACUGAGGACGACGAGGAAGCUGGUCCUCUUGAAUUGAUCAAAUCUCAAAUAUGUGACAAUGUCUCCAUGUACGCACAGAAAUAUGACGAGGAGUUUCAGCCAUAUUUACCUGGAUUUGUCAGUGCCAUAUGGAACUUACUUACUACUAUCGAGAAUCGAGUGAAGUAUGAUUUGCUUGUUAGCAAUGCCAUCCAGUUUCUUACGUCAGUCUGUGAGCGACCUCACUAUAAAGGACUGUUUGAAGAUCAGGGAAACUUACAAAGUAUUUGUGAAAAGGUCAUUGUACCCAACAUGGAGUUUAGAGACGCAGAUGAAGAAGAGUUCGAAGAUAAUCCCGAAGAAUACAUCAGGAGGGAUAUUGAGGGAUCAGAUGUAGAUACCCGUCGUCGUGCUGCCUGUGAUUUUGUUCGUGGCUUGUGCAAACAUUUUGAAGGACCUGUCACAGCUAUUUUUUCUCAUUACGUCACAAUGCUUCUCGAGCUACAUGCCGAGGAUCCUGCAGCUAAUUGGAAAAGUAAGGAUUGCGCAAUAUAUUUGGUGACGUCAUUGGCCACAAAGAAACGUACCUCUAAGCAUGGAGCAACACAAGCUAGCGAGUUGGUCAACUUGACAGAUUUUUUCAACAAUCAAAUUUUGCCGGAAUUGAAGAACGCAAACAUUGAUAUGACUCCUGUUCUCAAGGCAGACGCGUUGAAAUAUGUCGCAGCUUUUCGAAAUAUGCUUCCACGUGAUGUUCUCUUUGGUUCACUUCCAUAUCUUGUUCUUUAUCUCAAAGCAAAAUCAGUCGUCGUACACACGUACGCUGCCUACGCUAUAGAGAGAAUUUUUACUAUAAAGAAUCCUGCUGGUGGACAACCAUUAAGUCGUGCUGAAGUGAAACCAAUUCUCGAGGAACUUCUGGUGAACCUUUUUAAAGCUCUUGAAAUUCGUGGAUCUGAAGAGAACGAGUACAUUAUGAAAGCCAUUAUGCGAACAUUUUCCAUGAUGCAGGAAGAUAUGACGCCUUAUAUGACUCAACUUCUCUCUCAAUUGGUGGCAAAACUCGCGGCAGUCAGUAAGAAUCCUAGCAAGCCCCAGUUCAAUCAUUAUUUAUUCGAGUCUCUCUCCUGUGCUCUCAGAUACACUGGAUCAACCAGUGAAAAGUUGGGGGAAUUUGAAAAUGGUUUGUUUCCCAUCUUUACGGAGAUUAUACAACGGGAUGUUACAGAAUUCCUUCCUUACGUGUUUCAAGUACUGUCAUUGUUAUUGGAGUUACGUAAAGAUGCCCUACCAGAAAGUCAUCUUGGCUUGUUCCCAUUCCUUUUAUCCGCGGCACCCUGGGAAAGACAAGGUAAUAUUCCACCUAUGGUUAGACUACUUCAAGCGUACAUCAAGAAAGCUCCAGCGAUGGUUUCUGAAAAAAAUAAACUCAGCGGUUUACUUGGAGUAUUUCAGAAAUUGAUCGCUUCAAAGACGAAUGAUCACGAAGGAUUUUAUAUCUUGAACACACUAAUUGAAAGUCUUGAUCAAUCAGCCUUGGCUAACCACAUGCAACAGCUAUUUAUACUAUUAUUUCAAAGAUUGAGCAGCUCGAAGACCACAAAAUAUAUCAAAGGUCUUUUGGUAUUUUUGUCUUUGUACGCUAGCAUAUAUGGUGCAUCUGGGUUAGUGGAAAUUGUUGACACCUUACAAAACAGAUUGUUCGGAAUGGUUUUGGAAAAAUUAUACAUAGCUGAAGUACAAAAAGUGUCUGGUUCUACAGAAAGGAAAAUUUGUGCCGUUGGAAUAACGAAUAUUUUGACGCAGUGUCCGACAAUGUUGACUGUGUAUAACAAUUAUUGGUGUCCCCUUCUUUCCGCUUUGCUUGCCGUUUUUGAGUUACCAGAGGAUAGCUCCGUACCUGACGAUGAACAUUUCAUUGAAGUAGAAGAUACUCCAGGAUAUCAAGCUGCUUACUGUCAACUAGCGUUUGCUGGAUCUACAGAUCACGAUCCUUUCUCCAAGACAAUACCCGAUGCAAAGGUUUACCUUGCUCAGUGUUUGAAUAAACUCUCUACUGCGCAUCCAGGAAAGGUGAUGACAAUGAUAAAUUCCAAUCUGCCACCAGACGCCAUAGCCUGCCUUCAGAAGUACUUCACUGCAGCCGGAGUUUCAUUAUCUUGACCAAAGUCAUUGUUGUGCAGUGCUCGUGUUUAACGCAAGAGGAAUGAUGCGUACUACGAAUUGGUAAAUCCGUGAGAACGGAAAAGCGAGUACAGGAAUAGGCGAGAAAACGUUAGCAUAAUGUCGCGUGUAUCUAUAGAAAAAGUGACAAGAUUUUCUAAGUUUGGUUCAUUUCCUAGAAAAGCGUUUUCCUAGUCUCAUAGUACGGCUUUAUUAACGUUGGAAGCUGUAGAGAGUUCAACUGUCUUGUUGUUUUUUUUUAACAGCAAGAGCAAGACUAAUUUCUUUUCCUCUUCGAAUUUACAGAAUAUUUCAUUUUGAAUCACGACAUUUUUUUCAGAAUAAUGUUAUGUGAAUACAUCCACUAUCAUAGAAAUAUAUUAUUUUUCAAAA
Molecule: messenger RNA, 3472 nt
Organism: Xenia sp. Carnegie-2017
Lineage: Eukaryota; Metazoa; Cnidaria; Anthozoa; Malacalcyonacea; Xeniidae
Product: exportin-2-like
Biological process (GO): protein export from nucleus; protein import into nucleus
Cellular component (GO): nuclear envelope; cytosol
Molecular function (GO): small GTPase binding; nuclear export signal receptor activity
Source: RefSeq, a predicted model, not a curated record